This is a messenger RNA of Cetraspora pellucida, 642 nucleotides long. The record is from the annotation of a GenBank genome assembly. Lineage: Eukaryota; Fungi; Glomeromycota; Glomeromycetes; Diversisporales; Gigasporaceae.
AUGCCGUCAGUUUUUAUUCACGACGCCUUACACUACCUCAGUGUGAACCAAGUUGAUGAGUUCUUCACCAGAAAUCCUACCGUUCAACGUAUUUAUGCUACACUUAUGUGCCCCACUGAACUUCAAAGUUACCGGAAAAACAGUUCCGCCUACUCUGAUAUCUACACCAUUAUUCAUCAUGACAACGGAGAUUUCACUUACAUGCCCGAAAAUGAUGAAUUUGGGACGUGCCACCAGAACGUAGAAAAUUCACUGUUUUGGCUUAAUUUCUUUGAAAGCACCACAUUUGAUCAUUUAUCGAUGUCGAUAGCCUUGAGCUUAGUCAAGACUACAUGGAGUCUGAGCUUCUUAAAAAAUGGAUACGUCAAUAAAGCGAAAGCCCGAGACAUGGUCGGGGUAUUGAGAGCAUACUGCAAAAACGGAGCAACCGCUAAUUUGGAUGUUUGCUUGGCCAUGAUAAACGUUCUUUGCGAUUACCAAGAGCUAGAACUUGAUUUCGGAUUGUUACGCCCCAUCGAAUAUGAUCUCCAGAGCGAUGAAUUCCUAUUUUCCAAAAUGAAGCAAAUGAAUCAAGUUCUUAGUUAUGCUAAUAAAUCGAAUAUUAACGCACUUAAAAAAUUGGCCUUGGUUCAAGUCACCUAA